This is a messenger RNA of Bombyx mandarina (wild silkworm), 2077 nucleotides long. Its product is annotated as lachesin. NCBI's taxonomy places the organism in Eukaryota, Metazoa, Arthropoda, Insecta, Lepidoptera, Bombycidae. Gene Ontology annotation, molecular function: protein binding; axon guidance receptor activity. The record is from RefSeq and is a predicted model, not a curated record. Gene Ontology annotation, cellular component: plasma membrane; neuronal cell body; axon. Gene Ontology annotation, biological process: synapse organization; homophilic cell-cell adhesion.
AGCACGAUACGCAGACACUCGUUUGUCCGCAAUCCCAGUUUUUAAUUCGGGUUUCCUGUGAAAAAACCUUUAAAAAACAAUAAAACAAUAAGUGAAUAUGUGUAAUUUUCAAAUAAAACUCAUAUUUCAGUGUUAAAAGUGUUUUUUUGUGUUAAACUAAUUCACUCGGAUAUUCUUGCUCGUUUCCAAGAUGGCUUCUACCCGUUGACUUACACUAGAAGAUUUCUAACGUCAUAUCCUGUGUGUCCUAUAGCGGAAUCCUAUUGAAAAUAGACAGAUGAAGCUUCGUGAGCGGCACGGCACAGCGGGCUGAGGCGCAGCCAAGAUGGAGGCAGGUUGGCUGGUGGUGGUGGCGCUCUUCGUUGCUGCGAGCGCUCAGAACAAUCGCAAUGAUGGACCACGAUUUCUGUCGAGAGGCCACUCGUUUAGAACUGUGGUUGGAGACACGCUGCUCCUUCCCUGCCAGGUCCAGAACCUUGGAUCCCUGGUACUGCUGUGGAGGCGAGGCCCUGCAGUGCUCACGGCUGCGAGUCUGAUGGUCACGCGAGAUGAAAGGUUUCGUCUGGUUGAUGGUUACAAUCUUCAGAUAACCGAUGUCGGGCCUCAGGACGCAGGCGACUACGUUUGCCAGAUAUCUGAUCGAGUGGCCAGGGACCAGGUGCACACUGUGGAGGUAUUGGUGCCACCGAGCGUUAGAGCCUCUCCGGAGACGAGACACGUGACGGCCAGACGCGGAGGAGCUGCCGUGCUGGAGUGCCGAGCAGCUGGGAACCCUGUACCAACCGUCACGUGGCAUCGAUUGCUUUUCUACCAGAACGACAGCAGCUCUCGUCUCGGCGAGGGCCCGCAGCUGCAGCUCUCCCGCCUGGAGCGGCACCACGGUGGGGUCUACGCGUGCACCGUGGACAACGGCGUCGGGCCACCGGUGGUCACAGAGUUCCAGCUGCAAGUGCUGUAUCCUCCAGAGAUAACGGUGGAGAGAUCCUGGGUUCACACUGGCGAGGGGUUCCGGGCUGAAUUAGUGUGCACGGUUCUAGCUGACCCGCCCGCUGAGGUUUCUUGGUACCAGAAUUCUUUUCCGCUGAGCGCUUCCGAACGCGUGACGAUGUCGGCCCGAGGGAGCAACCACACUUUACUAAUAGCUGAUGUGCAACCCGAAGACUUCGGGAACUACAGCUGCGUGGCAGACAACAGUCUGGGUCGCGCUCGUCGUCACGUGGAGGUGUCGGGGCGGCCAGGCCCCGCACGCUUCACGUCGCCGCCGCUGGCCCGCGCGCCCCACUCCUACACGCUCAGCUUCGCCGUCGACAGCUACCCACCCCUUGAUGAGUUGAGGCUACUUUACCGUCAGCUGGCCAUAAACGAGUCGUUUCAACAACCAGGACGUUGGCACGACGUCGUCCUGGCGGCGCCGGCUGCCAAGGGAUCAUUGACGCACAGAGUCUCGCACGAGCUGCGCGGACUGCAACCCGCUGCCGUGUACGAGGCUAUCGUGCAGGCGAAGAACAGAUACGGGUGGAACGAGGUCAGCGACAUAUUCCAGUUCCACACUCUCGGCGGGCCCCACACGGCUCAUGCAGACGAACUGACCCCGAUGUUCUCCGCGGCGCCCGAGCCGCGACUGACCCAAAGUUUGAGUGUACUAGUCAUAUAUACGUGUUACUGGCUGGCGUUCAGCCAAUGAGAGUCCGCCUUUUAAAAUUAGUGUCGCAACGUUCUAUUUUUUUCGAAUUCGCCCGAUCGUUUGACGAUUAAAAUGACACCAGUUCUUUUAAGCUUUCGAAGUGUUGUAAAGCCCUUAUAGACUUUUUAGCGAUUUAAGCGAUUUUCGUGUAAGCGAUAUGUACAAUUUAAAUUUUCUAGCGUUUCAUUUUUACAAUGUGAACUAACUCGAUUUCAUCAUUCCGCAAAUUUAGAACUCACUUCGAAAACUUGGCUAUGGCCAUGCAUUGACAACAGAUGAGUUUACAAGUUCAUCUCUUCCUUCUCACCUAUCAUCAUCCUUCUCCUGUUCUUCUCCCAGUCACCUGGGGUCGGCGCAACAUGUUUUCUCCUUCCAUACUCCUCUAUCAUAUAC